Messenger RNA from Pestalotiopsis fici W106-1, 1578 nucleotides. RefSeq lists its product as uncharacterized. The transcript has 4 exons. Gene Ontology annotation, molecular function: O-methyltransferase activity. Lineage: Eukaryota; Fungi; Ascomycota; Sordariomycetes; Amphisphaeriales; Sporocadaceae. The coding region runs from base 1 to 1578 and encodes 525 amino acids. The record is from RefSeq and is a predicted model, not a curated record.
AUGGCAAUUGCUACAAAUGGCAUCAAAGGUGCUCGCCAGGCUGAGCCAGUUGAUAUAUCCAUUGUCAAGAAUCCAGCCGAUCUGGGAGCCGUACUUCCUACCUUGAAAUACCUCAACUCCGGGCUGCCGUCUUUGGCUACGGACAGCGACGAUGCUCGGUCUGACAUGUUGCAGGCAGCCUGGAAGCUGGUCAUGUCUCUUGAGACUCCCCGUGAGACGAUGAUCAGGCACUGCUGGGCACAGUCUGGCGUUGUUGCUGCGUUGAACACGGGUACGGUCUCGGGUCUAUGGCGCACAAUGGCUCAAAAUGGGGACAGACCCCAGACGGUCAAGGAGCUGGCUGUUGCUACUGGGAUGGAUUCGGUUCUUCUUGCACGCCUGAUGCGUCACCUCGCCUCGAUGCAAUACUUGGUGCAGACCGGUACCAAUGAGUACAAGACAACCAACUUUACAAAAUCCAUGGCUCAUGAACUCAUAAGCGACAGUCAUAUUGCCAUGUGCUCCGGCACAAGCGCUGGUGCUUACCAAUUCCAUGAAUUCGCCAUUGAAACCAACUUUCAGAAUCCCAUCGACUCCCACAAUACCUCUAUGCAGCGCGCGUACAAGACGGACUUGGACAUGUUCCAGUGGCUGCAGACGAUUGGCUACGGUGAGAGCUUCAACAACCACAUGCGAGCAUACGCACAGGGCCGCCUCCGCUGGAUGGACCCGGCAGUAUACCCGGUGCAGGAGCGGCUGAUCAACGGGGCCAGCACGGCACCCGACGCGCCCUUCAUGGUGGACAUUGGGGGCGGCGUAGGCCACGACCUGGCCGCCUUCAAGGAGCACCACCCCUCGCACCCGGGCCGGCUCAUCCUCCAGGACCUCCCGCAGGUCAUUGAGCAGAUCAAGGAGCUCGACGGCGCCGUGGUGCGCAUGAGCCACGACUUCCACACGCCGCAGCCGGUCCGGGGCGCCCGCGCCUAUUUCAUGCACUCGACGCUGCACGACUGGCCCGACGAUGUGUGCGGGUCCAUUCUGCGCAACAUCAAGGCGGCCAUGGCGCCGGGCUACAGCCGCCUGCUCAUCAAUGAAAAUGUCAUCCCAAAGAGUAAUGCCCACUGGGAAAUGACGGCCCUCGACAUGGUCAUGCUGACCUUGUUCUCGUCCCGGGAGCGCACCGAGGACGAUUGGACGGGCCUGCUCGAGGCUAAUGGCCUGCGCAUUGUCAAGAUUUGGCAGGGCGCAAAGGCCUGUGAGAGCCUGAUUGAAUGCGAGUUGGCUGAUGCAGAGCUUACGGUCGAGUUCGACAUGGCAGAAGUUAUCACUGCCGCUGAGUCUGGAUCGGUUGACAUACAUCCUAUGAUCCAGACGGAAUUGACCGAGAUCAAGCAGGAUACCGAGUAUGAAAUGGCAGAAGCUGACCAUGUUGUCGAGCUUCAAUCGAUCAAUGCGCAGCCUGCAAUUGAAUGCGACCUGUCCGAGGUUAGCCCCAUUACCCAAGGAGCUGUGGUCGAUACCAAGCAUACCAUUGAAUGCCAUCAUCUGCCUUCUCCUGUGUCGAUCCAGGAUCAAAACGGGACAAGUGCUCUGGAAUAA